GAUUUUUACUGUUUAUUCAGGCGCAUAUAUACAUUUCUGUUGUAUUAUGAUGUUGUACAUUCUUUUGUAAAUACUGGUUGAGUUCAGAUAAAACUACCUUGGCUUCGUUCAGACCGAUGAGCCGCGCAGCUAACGUUAGCUGUGUCAUGGUGUAAGUGUGUGUUAGCCAUUAGCCCACAGAGCAGAAAUACACUAUUAGGAUCUAAAUCUAUUAAAUAAGUUCCAGGAGUGAUAUUUAUCAUGACUCAUUAACUCACAGUGGCUUCAGACAGUAUUCAGACCCACGUUUUGUUGUAUUUUUAAUUUUAAAAAAGGAUAAAAUUGCCUAUUUUUGUUGUUGUUGUUUUUUUGCUUUUGAGUGACGUCAGACUCUCCCUCUUGUGUUGGUCAGGUACUUCCUGUUUGCUUUAAUGAUCCUUCAGGUUGGUCUGGGAACUCGAUUGGCAAAUUAGACCUGAUUGGACAAAGUUUAAAAAGACACACACACGUGUCUGUGUGUGUACACAAGGUCCCACAGGUCCAACUGCAUUUUUUUUUCAGGACAAAAACAAAGUUUCUUGAAGUAACAGGAAGUCGCUGUGGACAUUUUGGCGAGGCACAGAUCCGGACAAGGUGUUUCAGACUGAAGCCAUGAGGACGAGUGAGUUUGACUCGUCAUCUGAGGACGAGGAGAUCGGAGCGGAGCAGCUGACUCCCUUCCACGUCUCCUGGUUACCUCUGUCCAUCGUGGAGUGCUCACAGUUUCUUGGGAUUUGUGCACUACCAGGUUGCAAAUACAAAGAGAUCCGCCGGAGUCUGCAAAGAGACGUCGAGGAGCUCCAGAACCAGGGCGUGCAGGACGUGUUCGUUUUCUGCACCCGAGGGGAACUGAACAAGUACAGGGUUCCCUCGCUGCUGGAGGUCUACCGGCAGCGAGGCUUCACCGUUCACCACGCGCCCUUCCCAGACGGAGACGCUCCCGAGCUGAGGCAGUGCUGCCAGAUCCUGGAGGAGCUGCAGGUCGGCCUGGACAACAGCAGGAGGACGCUGAUCCACUGUUAUGGAGGCCUGGGACGCUCUGGAUUAAUCGCCGCCUGUCUGCUGCUCCAGCUCUCCUCCACAAUGACGGCGAACAAAGCCAUCGAGAUCCUCAGGGAGCACCGAGGAGGCGGAGCGAUACAGACGGUGAAGCAAUACAACUUCCUCCACGAGUUUCGGGAGAGGUUCGCAGCGUACCAGGAGAGCAGAGAGGUUUCCACAGAGCGCUCCGUGUCCCGGUGAUCGACGCUUUACACGUGGGAAAUAUCGAUCUCUUAAAAACGUGUUUUGUCCGGUGACUUGUCUUUUGAUUAUUGGUGAUAAAAUUCUCUCUUGUGGCUGCACCUUAACAGAAUAGUCUUUAAUUUAUUGCUUUUUCUUCCUCAUAAUGGAAUAAAGACUUGAAUGAAGAAAUGCU
Molecule: messenger RNA, 1435 nt
Organism: Scophthalmus maximus (turbot)
Lineage: Eukaryota; Metazoa; Chordata; Actinopteri; Pleuronectiformes; Scophthalmidae
Gene: cdkn3
Product: cyclin-dependent kinase inhibitor 3
Exons: 8
Coding region: 631-1260 (209 amino acids)
Biological process (GO): protein dephosphorylation
Cellular component (GO): nucleus
Molecular function (GO): protein tyrosine phosphatase activity
Source: RefSeq, a predicted model, not a curated record